This is a messenger RNA of Dicentrarchus labrax (European seabass), 1164 nucleotides long. RefSeq names its product receptor-transporting protein 3-like. Gene Ontology annotation, biological process: protein insertion into membrane; protein targeting to membrane. The transcript is spliced from 2 exons. NCBI's taxonomy places the organism in Eukaryota, Metazoa, Chordata, Actinopteri, Moronidae. Gene Ontology annotation, molecular function: olfactory receptor binding. The coding region runs from base 441 to 920 and encodes 159 amino acids. The record is from RefSeq and is a predicted model, not a curated record.
GGUUUGUUUUCUUAUAAAACAAAUAAAGGCACUGAGCUUAUUUCUGUAAAUCCAAAUAAAUCAUGUUUCAUUUAGUAGUGAAUAAAGUGUUCACUUUCAGUUGAUUUCCAGUCAGUGAUAAUCAUAAGGCACCCUGACAACCUUAAAACAAACAAACCAGUCUCAUUUUCAUUACAAAAGCUUUCUCUUCUCUUCAUAUCUGGCAAUUAGACAGUGCAGUGACUAAUGUGUUUUAUAUGAUUAACACCCAACAUUGUUAGCAAAAUGAACUUGUCCUUCCACAUUCCAUUCAUAGUACAAAACCAGACUCAGAUCUCUUUUAUUAUGCUAGGGUCACAUUUAAAGUCUCCCAACCUGAAUCAUUCUCUCAGGUCUUUUGGAUACAGAUCAGCUGUCAGAGUUUUGUCUCUUCUUCAGCCAACGCAGGUCACACUGACAGGAUGGAACGAUCAAUGUGGACGAGAAUCUUCCAAAAUAAAGUGAGGAAUCUUCAACAAGGAGACACCUGGCGUCUGGAGUUUGAUGACAGUCUUGUGCCUCACAGCCUGAACCCAGGCUGGGAGCAGUACAUCAGGAACACAGUUGCAUGGUUCAAAUGCACCAUGUGUAGAAGAGGCUGGCCUUCCAACCGGGUGAUGGUGGUCUUCCACAUGCGCCUGUCCAACGGGCAGGGCAUUGUCAAGGUGAGGCGCUUCCGUCAGAACUGCAAGAUCUGUGACGAAGCUCCAAUGGAAAUGCCCGACAUCACCUCCGAGAACAUCAACAUCCUUCUAGAGAAUCUGGUGGAGAAGAUAAGAAUCAAAUGCUACCAUGAAGACCUGGGCAGAGGGAACAGGCCUUUUGUAAACCUGGAAGUCAAGAGUCCCCAUGAGCCUGCUCAUUGUGAGGCCUGUAGGGAAGGCGUCUGUACAAUGGAUUGAACUUGUGUAACUUUUAAGUCAGCCUUUUAUUAAUUGAAAGAAAAAUGUACAUUUGUCUCAGGCUGUCUUGUAAUUAAGUUCUAUGCCUGUAGCUCAUAUUAGCAAAGCAUGUAAGCUUUCAUAUUUAUUCUUAUUGGCAGUCAGUUUUCUUUAACAUAUACAUUUGUCUGCUCAAUGCAUUAAACAUGACUUCUUAAAAACAGAAAUGUAACAUAAAUAAAGAGUUUACAAGCAAUACACUAAA